Molecule: messenger RNA, 2350 nt
Organism: Danio rerio (zebrafish)
Lineage: Eukaryota; Metazoa; Chordata; Actinopteri; Cypriniformes; Danionidae
Source: RefSeq, a predicted model, not a curated record
UCACGGCUCGCGCUGCGUGCGGAUCUUCAGCACUAAACUAGACGGAAUAUUUGCGCAAAUGCCACUGGACUCCGUUUUCUGCAACAAACACUCGAAGGGGAAUGCCGUGAAAAGCAGUGGACAUCUCAGAAGACAGAGAGGGAAAAUGCUUUCAAUCAGUUGGGGACUUUGAUGUUGUGUACAGCCCCCGGAGAAGACACAGGUGGUACUCCAAAGGGAUUAUGCCCACUGUCCGACAAUGUUGCUACCCUCAGGUUGGCUGCUUCGGCAUUCUGUGGUCAUGUGGUUACUGUUUCACAGCUUUGUGCUGAUGACACUGUGUUUCCACCAUGCUGCAACGUCUUGCUCCAAAGGAUGCUACUGUUCAGACAGUGAGGGCUCAUUUGAUGGUAAAACUAUGCGUUGCAGCAACCUGCACCUCACUGAGAUCCCUCAGGACAUUCCUAAUGACACACGACGCCUCUACCUGGACUACAACCUACUAACCAGCAUCCCUGCCAAUGCUUUUCAUGAUCUUCCACUUCUAGCUGAGCUCGAUCUUUCCCAUAAUGAACUGUCUUUGCUUGAACCUGGAGCCUUUAGAGGCUUAACAGCCUCUCUAAAGUUUCUGGAUUUGUCAUCCAACCAGCUUAAGACUCUGGACCCUGAUGCCUUUGACAGUGUUCGAGCAAGAUCUAACCUCACUGGAAACCCCUGGCACUGUGACUGUAGGCUGCAGACAGCCCUUCCUCGUCUGGACCUAGAGCCUGUUUCUUUGACUGGUAUUGUCUGCCAGACAUUUGAACCCUCAGACGCUGGAGCCCAAGGUGUGCCUUUCCUGCUGGCCAAAGACCUGGACCUGUGUGUGGUGCUCAAAAAGACCACGGAUGUGGCCAUGUUGGUGACCAUGUUUGGAUGGUUCACCAUGGUCAUCUCCUACCUGGUCUACUAUGUGAGACACAAUCAGGAAGAUGCCAGGCGCCACCUGGAGUAUCUCAAGUCUCUGCCCAGCAGGCAGGGCAAGUCUGAGGAGUCUUCCACCAUCAGCACUGUGGUAUAGCGCCAGACCAAGUGCUCAUGAGAUGUGGGGGAAGCUUCUCAGGCUGCCAAAUGGCAAUGGGCACACUGGGCAACCUGUCUCUAAAGAAUAAAUCAGAUUAAACCUUUUGGAAAUGUCUUUCUACUCCUGGAAUCAAAGACAACACAUUACUACUCAGGAUUGAUCAGCACCCUCCCAAAGAGCCAGGAAGAAAAUCUUAUAUAGGAUCUAUAAAAUCUUGGCCAGUAGUCAAUUGUCCACAACUAGAAAAUGUGAAACAGAUGAUGCAGAGGGAGAAACCCUCCACAUGCUGAUGGACAGGGAUGGCUAGAGACAGAAGAAGGGAAAUCACAGGGGCCAUCUAAUCCAAUUCAGAUGAAUAAUUGAUUCAGAAAUGGCCAAGCUUGAGGCUCAUCUUGACUAAGAGGUUUGUCUGCUCGGCACGCUUUUAAAGGAGGCGUUGUGUUUUUUCUUUUCUCUGUAAGAUCCCCAUUUGGCAGGCAACGCAUGGAGCAUAAAGCACUCGUACUGGGUAUUUACAAAAAGUGCUGUUAUUGUCCCUGCAGGAAACAUCAAAUUUUUACAGAGCAACACAUUCUUGCAUGCAUCAAUGAUUUUUCAGCAGUAUCAGUGAACAUAGUAUACAAACUGUGCAAAAAUAUAAAGCACUGUGGUUUGCUUCGAUUCUCAGUGGCUGGGUUUUUAUGGGAGCACAGCAAAUGGUGAGAUUUUUAACGAGUUCUGCAGCAGUAAUGACGUUGUGACUUGAAAAAUCAGGUUGGCUUGUUAUUUUCGUGAUCAGCCAAGUAAGAUAAAUCACUGUUAAAGUCGUUCUUAGCGGGGGAUGGGCGGAAUAUAAAAAGCGUUUCCUUAAAUCUUUAAGAUAAUGAGAAUAUGUUGACCGCCGCAUGGUGUGUUUGCACUGUAAACUGGAGCUUUUGUACGUUACAUACAAUAGUUGUAUUUGUUCAGUUUCUUAUGUGGAGUGCCAGGAAGAAUAAUUCAGAAUGUCUGCCAAGAUCAGUCAGUUAAAAUCGACCUCAGCCUGUGUGAUUUAAUAGCUUCAAAUCUUGGUCACACCAUCAAAUUUAGACAUAGAGAUUUAUCCUAUUCAAAAGUCUUUGAUGGAUAUGUCAUGGAAUUCAUCAGAAUAGUCCAAAGUCUAAUGUGAUGUCUACCAAGUCAUUUUAAGGUACCAUAUGUCCAUAGUUAUAAUUGUGUGUAAACAUUACAAGACAGAUCACUCGGUUAGUCAGCUGAAAUUCAGGUGCGGUUGUAAGUGUGCACAUAAGCAUUGGGUUAAUAUAAAAGAAAGAAAGAAAGAAAGAAAGA